AUGUCAAAUACGUAUUCCGAAGAUAUCCUAAAUGAUCCACAUCAAGCCGGAUGGGUUGGUGCCGCAACUAUGCCAGGCCCGGUUACCCGGCUUCCUUCAGGACAAUCCAUUCCUCCAUGGGCGACAGAUGCAUAUAAUAAUCUUAAACCUUUUGCUUCUAAUAUUAAUACACCUGCUUCUGAAACUGGAUUAUCAAUUUAUGAAAUACCACCAAUGCGUGAAAAUAAUAAGAUUGAAUUUGAGAAUCCUUCAUUAGCACGCGGGACAAAGGAUGCUAUCAUUGGAAAGAUUAAAGAAACAAUAGGUAAACUAACGCGUAAAGAAUAUUUAAAAGAAUCUGGAAAAGAUCAAAAAAUGUGGGGAAAACUUGAAAUUAAAGCUGCUAAAUCUGAAGGCACCACUAAACGAAAGU
This is a messenger RNA of Scutellospora calospora, 412 nucleotides long. Lineage: Eukaryota; Fungi; Glomeromycota; Glomeromycetes; Diversisporales; Gigasporaceae. The record is from the annotation of a GenBank genome assembly.